Culex quinquefasciatus (southern house mosquito) is the source of this 886-nucleotide messenger RNA. RefSeq lists its product as uncharacterized. The record is from RefSeq and is a predicted model, not a curated record. The coding region runs from base 7 to 672 and encodes 221 amino acids. The transcript has 3 exons. NCBI's taxonomy places the organism in Eukaryota, Metazoa, Arthropoda, Insecta, Diptera, Culicidae.
UGCGCGAUGUGGCUGGUGAUUGGGCGAGCUCUGGUGGCGUUGCUAGCUCUGGCGUGCUUGGUCCAGGCGGAAGGUCCUAGAGAGGUCGGGACCGUUCCGCACCACCGGGACAAGCGGCUCGUGUUCACGUUCAACAGUGCCACCGGAGUGCUGUGCGCGCUGUCGAUCCCGCUGAUCGUGCCGGGGCGGAACAUUUUCGUGUCGUACAACUUCGAGAUGAACUACAACAUGCCAACGGACUCGACGGACUACACGCAGGGCGUGCUGAAGCGCGUCGACACGCCGGAAAUCAACAGCGUCGAGGGUCGUGGCGCGACGGCGGGUGGUGGAAAUGGGACCGGUUCGGAGAGGGGCAAGACGAUACGGAGGAGUGCGACGUUCACCAGGAAGAAGACCUAUCGAACGCUGGAGAUUAAUCUGAACAAAAUGGGUCUCAACGGAAAGCGAUGCGUUUUGCGGGCGAUUUGCGAAGCCUCAGACGUCCCUUUGAACGAGUUCAACGGAGUUGUCGGAGAUCUGCUGCAGAUAAUGCUAACUCCUUCACACUCCGCGGAUGAGCAGCUGCCGGUCGAGUUUUAUCGGGCGGAGGAAAUGGGUCGCGAGCACAAGUGCGACAAAUAUCGGAGACAUUGCCCGACUAGCGUUCUGGACGUGAUAAGUGUACUGCUGUGAGGUUAAGUGAUUGUACAAAUAAGCAGUUGCGGUGUGUGUUACUUGAAAACAUGGCAGAGACUUUCUCUCUGUAAACAUGUGUUGCAAAGGAGCAUUUUUCUCGAAUGAUUUUUUUUAAUGAAUCAUUGUAAAUCUAAUCCUUACUCCAAUGAACCCAUUUUGCAUCAUUGAUUUUUCUCCAUAUACAUAUUGGGCUGUCCAUUAGGGUGGUCCA